Knipowitschia caucasica is the source of this 777-nucleotide messenger RNA. Lineage: Eukaryota; Metazoa; Chordata; Actinopteri; Gobiiformes; Gobiidae. The record is from the annotation of a GenBank genome assembly.
AUGUUUCCCCAGCAGGGCCGGGCAGGUAAUGUGGCACAUGGCAGUAACUCGGCCACAGACAGAGCCAGAGAUCCUCUGUUCAAACACGUGAACACUGACAAACUGCAGCAGAUAGAAACAUUCGCACACUUCAUCAAACUGUUGGAUAACUACGAGAUGUCGACGGGAGUGGGCGAGACCGUGACCCACGAGGAGCUGGCGGAGAACAGGCGCUUCAUCGACGCCAUCGUGGAAACAGACGUGAUGAAGCGUGCUCAUAACUACCUGGUGAGGAAGGGUCAGUCUUCUUCAAACACCAUGGAUUUCAAGAAGCAGCUCUACAACAUCUGGUUCAGACUGUACCACAGAGAGAGAGGAGGCGGGCAGGACUCGUGUGGCUUCGAGCAUGUGUUCGUGGGAGAGACCAGGAGGCACCAGCAGAUCCUGGGGCUCCACAACUGGGUCCAGUUCUACCUCCAGGAGAAACACGGCCACAUCGACUACAAAGGCUACAAAGCCCGAACGCACAAGGACACGCCCGAUGAAGAUGACCAUGUGUUAAACCUUCAGUUCAGCUGGAGGGGCCUGGUCAAACCUGUGGCCGGUUCCUUCAUCGGCGUCAGUCCCGAGUUUGAAGUGGCGCUCUUCACCAUCGUCUUCCUCAUGUCCGACGAGAAGAUGACGUCUGUGGAGGUGAAGAUCGACGAGUACGUUCUGGCUCUGAUCGUUCACCGCUACGGCAGAUCCAUCGGCACGUCCUACCCCAAACUCCUCAGCAGCAACCACCAGGAUCUGUAG